Molecule: messenger RNA, 2307 nt
Organism: Lacerta agilis (Sand lizard)
Lineage: Eukaryota; Metazoa; Chordata; Lepidosauria; Squamata; Lacertidae
Gene: PCYOX1L
Product: prenylcysteine oxidase 1 like
Exons: 6
Coding region: 16-1533 (505 amino acids)
Biological process (GO): prenylcysteine catabolic process; prenylated protein catabolic process
Molecular function (GO): prenylcysteine oxidase activity
Source: RefSeq, a predicted model, not a curated record
GCCGCCGCUGCCACCAUGAUGGCAGCCUCGCCUCGGCUGCCAUGGGCGCCCCGGCUCCUUUUGUUUCUCACCGCGAUAGCUGUAGGGGUGAUACAGCCCCCCAUCGCUGCGGCAGGGGAUGCUCCGCCCGGCAAAAUAGCUGUAGUGGGAGCUGGGAUUGGUGGCUCUUCGGUGGCCCACUUCCUGCAGCAGCACUUUGGGCCACAGGUGCAACUGGACGUGUACGAGAAGGACACCGUUGGGGGCCGCCUGGCCACAGUCACUGUCAACAAACAGCAGUAUGAAAUCGGUGGUGCCUCCAUUCACUCCCUCAAUCUACACAUGCAGGACUUUGUUAAGCUGCUGGGGCUGAAGCACCGUCGAGAAUUGGCCGGGAAGAGCGCCAUCUUUAGCGGGGAGCAGUUUGCCCUAGAGGAGACAGACUGGUACCUGCUGAACCUCUUCCGACUUUGGUGGCACUACGGCAUGAGCUUCCUGCGCCUACAGAUGUGGGUGGAGGAGGUAAUGGAGAAGUUCAUGAGGAUCUACAAAUACCAGGCCCACGGCUAUGCGUUUUCUCGCCUUGAGGAGCUCCUGCAUUCGCUGGGUGGGGACACGUUUGUCAACAUGACACAGCGCUCUGUGGCAGACUCCCUGCUGGAGGUGGGCAUCACACAGCGCUUCAUUGACGAGGUCAUUGUGGCCGUUCUCCGUGCCAGCUAUGGCCAGUCAGCACUGGUGCCUGCGUUUGCAGGGGCCAUGUCCCUAGCAGGGGCACAGGGCAACAUGUGGUCUGUGGAAGGUGGCAACAACCUGGUGUGUUCAGGCUUGCUGAAGCUGACGAAAGCCAACAUAAUUGAGGCCACUGUGACAGCCAUUUCUCUGCACAACUCAGAUGGAAAAACCUUCUACCAGGUGCACUAUGAGGAUGAGGAAGGCCAAGGCUCUAGCUUCUAUGACAUUGUGGUCAUUGCUACUCCACUGCAUAAUAGCAAGAGUAACAUCAGCUUCCAGAACUUCGACCCUCCCGUUGCUGAGUUCCCAGGGACCUUCCACACCACGGUCACUUCCGUCAUCCAUGGCUACCUCAACUCCUCUUAUUUUGGCUUCCCAGAUCCAAAGCUCUUCCCUUUUGCCAGCAUCCUCACCACAGAUGCUCCUGUCCUCUUCUUCAGUUCCAUGGACAACAUUUGCCCCAUCAACAUAUCCAGUACCUUCAGGCGGAAGCAGCCCCAAGAGGCAGCCAUAUGGCGAGUCCACUCCCAGCACCCCUUGGAGAAGCAAGAGCUGAAGACUCUGUUCCGUUCCUACUACUCUGUCCAGGUGACAGAAUGGCAGGCCUAUCCUGACUAUGGGUCUUCCAAGAGCCUCCCGCCCAUUGUCCUCCACAAUAACCUCUACUACCUCAACAGCAUGGAGUGGGCAGCUAGCUCAAUGGAAAUGGCUGCUGUGGCGGCCAAAAACGUGGCCCUCUUAGCCUACAACUUCUGGAAUCGUGACCUAGAGAAAAUAGACCAGAAGGACCUGAUGCACAAAGUGAAGACCGAGCUGUGACUUUAUAGCAGUUGCUGAUAGAGAAGACUUUCUAAGAAACUCUCCUUUAGUGCAUGCAGGGUGGGAAUUGGGGUGGGGGGGUGUUAAAGGAUUACACUGGAGGUUUAGCAAGGAGAGAAACAGAAGACUUGGCAUACAUCCCCAUCCGUCUGUUGUCUACAAUAAGUGCAUCCCCCUUCCUGCUAUGUUUCAGAGAGUGUGAGCCAAUAUCUACAUGUGCCCAGCUAGUAAGGUUUCCUCUUGAGAUAACAUUGGAAGGGACCUGAGCUGGUUAAUGGGGAGCAUCAUAUACUGAUUCCAGCCUCAAUGGGCUGGUUUUCUGCUUCAGGCUAAGUGCUCCUUACCUGCUGUCCCAUAUCCAUGCACUGCCACUGUCCAUGACUGUUCAGGGCAAAACUAAACCCUGUCCUAGAAUGGAUGGAUUGCCUCCUAAGCCACUGCAGUCCUGACCCCCAAAUUUAUUUGUGUUGGCCUUUUUCUUAUAGGCCUCUAUACUCAAGGGAACAGGCAGAUCGCUGUCUCUGAUGUGACUCAUUCUUGUGUCUUUGUGUGUGUGUGUUUUGCCAUCCAAAACAAUGUUGUUCCUUUUGCUUUGUUGCCAAGCUUCAUGAACUUGCCUCUAAUUGUAGUCAGCUAGAGAGCCUUGAGAUGGGUCUCCUGGUAUUGGCUAAAGCUCAGGUUCUAACACCCUUUUGACUCUGACUGCCUGUACAUAUGUGAAACUGCAUAAACCACUGCCCUGAUCGCCUCAAAUCCUUGCAGCUAAUGGCUGAU